Amphiprion ocellaris (clown anemonefish) is the source of this 1931-nucleotide messenger RNA. It is a transcript of the gene gfra4a, whose product is annotated as GDNF family receptor alpha 4a. Gene Ontology annotation, cellular component: external side of plasma membrane; signaling receptor complex. The coding region runs from base 710 to 1900 and encodes 396 amino acids. The record is from RefSeq and is a predicted model, not a curated record. The transcript has 7 exons. Gene Ontology annotation, biological process: nervous system development. Gene Ontology annotation, molecular function: signaling receptor activity. NCBI's taxonomy places the organism in Eukaryota, Metazoa, Chordata, Actinopteri, Pomacentridae.
AUGCACCAUUUUACGCAGCUUUGUUGUUUCCAUUUUUAUGGCACAGUGAAAUAGCCUAUCGAUUGUCCUAUUUCAACUUCGGUCAAGAUUGGAUUCUCUCUCUCUCUCUCUCUCUCUGAAACCGGGGCUGUGCAUCUUCUUCUCCUCCUCCUGUGGGGUCGCUGAAGUGGGGGAGUCGCGGGUCGGAGUGCGCAAAGCAAAAAAAAAUUACGCAGUUUUUCCAGACGGCGCGCAGGUGGAGGCGAAAGAAGGAAGCAGGACGCACGGACGGAACGGGUUUUUUCUCUCAGAUUUUUUAUUUUUUCCUCCACGUUAAAGGAACGGUCUCUUCCCCCCUCUUCCUCCCUUCCCGUCACCUUCUAAACAUCGGCUCGAUCUGGCGCAUCCCACCCGGGUUCUUUUCCUCUCCCUCCUCUCUCAUCCUCUACGACAAAAAGUUUGACUGUUAAAAAAUGAUGCUCCGCUCCGCUGGUGCUUUUUCACGCACUGCUGUGGAUUCCGGCGUCAGCGCAAGUGGCCAGUCAUCACUUGAGAAAUAGCUGCGAUUCUUCUUUUUUUUAAGUCCCCUUUUCUUUUUUUUUUUUCUCAGAAUUUGCGGUGCCAAUUUCCAGCAAACAGAGGGCUUUUUAUUCCCCCCCACCCACCCCCUUUUUGCACAUCCUCAUCACCGCUCGCCCCGGGAUUGCAUCUAUUUGAAUUCAUCUCCGUUAUGGACUUCCUCGGACUGUACUUUUUGCAGCUGGCUCUCAUCGGAGUCCCUCGUCUGGCUCUGUCUGCGGGUGGGAGGGACUGCCUUCGCGCCGGAGACACCUGCUCCAGCGACGACACCUGCAGCCCGCGACUGCGCACCCUCAGGCAGUGCGUGGCCGGGGACGGCAGCGUGAAGCUGGGCCCCGGGGCGCGGAACCAGUGCGAGAACGCCAUGACGGCCCUGCUGUCCACCCCUCUGCACGGCUGCCAGUGUAAACGAGGCAUGAAGAAGGAGAAGAACUGCCUGAGCAUCUACUGGAGCCUGCACCAGUCCGUGCUGCACGGACUGAGCCUGGUGGAGGAUUACCCGUAUGAACCGGAGGAGAGAGGCUCCGACUACGUUCGUCUGGCCUCCAUCGCUGCAGAGUCGGAAGUAACGACAGUGAACCGCUGCCUGGAUGCUGCCAAGGCGUGCAACAUAGAUGAGACAUGUCAGAAGCUUCGUACAGAGUAUGUCUCGGCCUGCAUCCAGCCGUCAGCCCGCUCGGGGCCGUGUAACCGACCGAAGUGCAACAAGGCGCUGAGGAAGUUCUUUGACCGUGUUCCCCCCGACUACACCCAUGAGCUGCUGUUUUGUCCCUGCACUGACACGGCCUGCGCAGAGCGCCGCAGGCAAACCAUCGUCCCGUCCUGCUCCUACGAAGACAAAGACAAGCCCAACUGCCUGGCUCAGCUGCGGAUCUGCAAGGCGGACUACGUGUGCAGGUCUCGCUGGGCACAGUUCCAGUAUGAUUGCCAGCCCUCGGAGCAGAGCGCCAGUGGCUGCAAGCAGGAGAACUACGGAGCAUGUCUACUUGCAUACACCGGCCUGAUAGGAAGCACAAUAACUCCCAACUACCUUGACAACUCCACAUCCAACGUGGGGCCCUGGUGCUCCUGUGCAGCGAGCGGCAACCACAGGGAACAAUGCAACGACUUCCUCACCUUUUUCCACGACAACAUCUGUCUGAAAAACGCCAUCCUGGCCUUUGGAAACGGAUCGGAUGUGAAGACAGGUGCCAGCCAGCCCGGGAUGCCCAGUCCAGCAACCGACAACCAGAGCCCACACUUGGCAACCACCGCCCCAGGCGUCUCUAUGGAAACAGAGCAGAACAUUCUGCGAGCACAGAUACCUACUCAGGUGAGACGAGACGGAAGACUGGAAAUGUGAUGUACAACCUUCUCCAAACACACAGGCACUA